Molecule: messenger RNA, 2997 nt
Organism: Lecanosticta acicola
Lineage: Eukaryota; Fungi; Ascomycota; Dothideomycetes; Mycosphaerellales; Mycosphaerellaceae
Source: the annotation of a GenBank genome assembly
AUGCCCGCGCUGCACCCUCUGCACACGGCGGGAGCCUGGCACCAUGACCACCAGGACAAGCCGCUGCCUCGUCUGCCCGACCUGCCAGACCUGCCUUCAUCGCCCACCCUCACCAAUCCCGACUGUAUCCUCCCCGACACCCACCUGCCCGCCCUCUCCUCGCCCCCGGCCUUCACUCGCCGCCGCCCGCCAAGUCCCACCUACCUGCGCGACGACGGCGCCGAGCAUCCCACCGCGUCGUCCUCCGCGGCGGCAGCUGCCACCAUGGGCAAGAAGGAGAAGCUGGGCCUCAUGUCCAAGAAGAUGAUGCUGCUGAGGAGUCGGACCGCCAGCAGCGGCCACGGCCACAACCAUUCCAACCCCUUCUCCCGCAGCACCCCUUCGCGCGACUCGAACAGGAGCAACGACCCGGUCCCUUCCUCGCCCGUGUUGCAGGAACUCCAGGAUGUGGGGAACCUCGCUCCCGAACAGCAUGAUCCCGAGCCAAAGUCCUUGCAACCUUCAGACCCCGACGGGCGUAGAAACAGUGGUGAGAGCUCCUCGAGCGAUAUCUCGGGAAUGACGGCAUUCCUUGCGCGCUACGAGAAGCCGGAUGGGGCCAGCGACGAUGAGGCAUUAUCCGACAAUGGGGGCAGUCCGGUGCUGGCGCGGGGCGAGAGCAAUGGUGUUGUCGAAGCAGACAUGGACGCGGAGCGACUGAGGCUACAGCAAGAGGAGUACAACUCGGCUGUCCUCAGCAAACGGGCCGAGCAAAUCCUGGCAAACGCGAAGAAGAGGCUGAUGGUGAUGGAGGGCAAUCUGCGAGGUGCUCGCGACUUGGUCGCUCCACUCACCGCAGCCAACCUGAAGCGCGCGACCUCCCUGGGCUCGGCCACCAACUUCUCGCCAGCGUACGGUCUGCGGUACGCGCCCAAUGGCUACCACUCCGACCAUCCGAGCCAGUCCAAGAUGCUCCAUACUCAGUCCAGUUCACCAACCAUGCGUCACGACUACCAGGCUGGUCACUCGCGCGGUUUUAGUGAGAUCGAGCUUCCAGCGAGACCCUCCACCGCCUUGGACCGUCAUUUUGUCAUGCCGCGAAGCGUCCGUACGGGAGGAGGAAGAGGCCACGCCAUUGUUCCGACGUAUGGUGCACUUCGGGGGAGUCGAAGUUUCGAUUCUCUCGGCGCGAGCAGCGGCGUGGGAUAUGGUCUUGGCCGCGAGCGCCCCUUGCAUGCCAGAGCGUCUCCGGAUUCGAAUCAUCUGGAUCCCUUGCCGGAGGAUGAGGAGGGGAGAAGGUCCAAUCGUGCGAGUCGUGAGGCUGCAAACAAUGGCCUUGGCAUCUACAGGCCGUCUUCGAGGACAUCAGAUCUCCGCGAGCAGCUGAGCAAUCUCAAAGGAAAGAUCUCGACGCUCAAGGAGCGCGCGCGAGAAGACAGUCUGAGGAGGCAAAGCCACUCGAACUUGCGCAACCCUUCGCCGUUUAACAAUGCGCUUGCCGCUGCGCCGGACUUCUUCUACACUGCCUCGUCGGGUUAUGCAAGUCCAGUACUCGACACCAACUGUGGCAUCGGCUACGCUUCCAAUGGCGCCAGCCCGGUCUCUGCGCGGGUGUCCGACGAUGUCUGGCAAGAUGACACGCCUCCUCUGCCGGGCAGUCGAAAAGGCUCUGCCGCAAAAGCUACUGCUGGACCACAAUUCGGUAUCCAACAAGCUCGCGUUGUCGAGAUCAGGGCACCCAGAACUGCCGACAGCAAAUAUCAGGUUCGACCCCGUAGAAAUGUCACUCCUCAACCUUCUCCACCGACGACGACAGCACACGGACGGACGCCUAGUGGGACAGCGAUAGUAGGAUCGGCCAAGGAUCAAUCCUCGUAUCAUCAGCACAUGCACAGCCAGGACAGCAAGAUCAGCAGCGCGCUGAGUGAUCAUUCGCCUGAUGACGAGCCUACAGAGGACGAGAACGAUGGUCUGGGCGUGCGUUUUCCAGGGCUGACGAGUAACCAAUACGGCAGCUCUCCUAUCUCUUCGGAUGUGGAAACACGCUCAGAGCAAGAUUACGCGCCUUCUGAGGACGAGGUCAGCGUGUACGAAGAUGCUCAAAACGAACAGAACGCCGUGAUCGCACACGAAGACCGAGAGGACGCGUUCGACUACGAGCACUUCUUCCUGCACAGCGCUUUGGGUACCUAUGGCCAUAGUAGGGGAGGCUCUGAUGUCAGCGAGACAUCGACAUUAUCUGCGGCAACGGCAAGACUCCCAGCAGCUGGGAGCGAUGAAGAUGACGAGGUCUUCAACCCGAGCUCCGGCCUGUAUCCUCCGCCCACCCCGGAGACGCCCGAGAGACUGCGGGAGAUCGAGCGCAGUAUGCAUCGUAGGAAUCUCUCAGACGAGAGUAUCAGCACCCUGAAUACCUACGCCACUGCCGACGAGGUACACUCGCCCAUGACGCCAAUUGAAGAACCAAACCGCAGGCUUGGCGGUCGCGAGCGCGGAAUGGUGGUUCCUUUUCCAGAAGAUAUACCGCAAGCACACCCUGGCGGGCAGACUUGGUCACGACCUGCAUCUAGGGCUGGCUCGCGACUGAGCUCGCGACCUCGAACGGCCGCGAAACGCAACAUCCGCAGAGGCAGCAGCUCGGAUCGUGCUGACUCGGGAGUUGGCAUCAGCAGCAACGAUGGCGACCUAGGACGGCCGGCACAGCCUCAUGGAUCGAUGACGCCGAAGCCUACCAGGGCGCGGCCCCUGGGCAGCAUUGUAGGUGUCAAUACACCGCCCAUGUCGCCGCCCGGAGUGACGCGCCGCGAUCCCGCGACGCUGGCUGUCGAUGCUCUUCUGGACCCGGAGGGCAAGUCACUCGGGCUGAGAAACAAGGCCAUUCUGUUUAGUGUUGUGGAAAGCUUGCGGAAGGUCGUGCAUCAGCUACAGGAGGAGGACGACACGCAGUAUGAAAGCCGGAUGCUAAGACGAAGACUGGAAGAGGCGAAGCAGGCAUUGGACGGGCUUGCGGGCCACUAA